AUGCUCAGUCUCCAGACGCUGCCACUACCCAUCGUCCGCCCCGUGGCUCCGGACUGGGCUGAGUGUGACUUCACUCGAGUCAUGGGUUCUCGAAUCGCAGCGCCGGAUUGCUAUCAGGGCUCAGAAGAGAACCUGCAGGAAGGGAUGAUCGCGGUCCCUUACUACCUAGGGGGAGGGUAUCCAGGCUCGGAAGCAAGCGGUGCGGUCACGGUACCCAUAUCCUUCACGCAAGGAACGUGUACCAUCUCCGUAGAAGCCGCUGGGCCAGAGUUCAGUGCACCUAAUUUCCUUCGCAUCGUACCCAACCACGUUCGUGGCAUGGCAGGCUACAUCAUCGACAAAUGCGUAGUCGGAGGAGGUGGCAUCGGUGGUUUUAUCACUGAUGGCUGGGUUUCAGUGACCAACAUGGUUGGAAGUCCACUCGAACGUUCUGAUUUAGCCGCUUGUACGUGA
This is a messenger RNA of Letharia columbiana, 453 nucleotides long. RefSeq lists its product as uncharacterized. The record is from RefSeq and is a predicted model, not a curated record. The transcript has 2 exons. NCBI's taxonomy places the organism in Eukaryota, Fungi, Ascomycota, Lecanoromycetes, Lecanorales, Parmeliaceae. The coding region runs from base 1 to 453 and encodes 150 amino acids.